Molecule: messenger RNA, 1112 nt
Organism: Rhipicephalus sanguineus (brown dog tick)
Lineage: Eukaryota; Metazoa; Arthropoda; Arachnida; Ixodida; Ixodidae
Exons: 5
Coding region: 95-877 (260 amino acids)
Molecular function (GO): protein binding
Source: RefSeq, a predicted model, not a curated record
UGAGCCGAAGUACUGCACUUAACUGUGUGCAUUUAAGUUCACUUCGCCGUCAACGUGUUGCUUUUCUGCAUCGAACCAAACGACGAGCUGGGAGAUGUCGACUAAAGUGUCACCGCCGCUUCUACUGCUUCUGGCUACCGUCGUUGUUUCAGUGCACGCCGGCAGUCACAGGAGGCACGGCCACGGACUGGGCUGUCGCCGGUGUCCACCGGGUUCGGCCGUGCUUCGUCCGUGCGGCCACGGGCUGGACACCGAGUGCGCGCCGUGCCGUCCGGGACAGUUCCAGCCGCAUCACUCGUACCGGCGUCACUGCCUGCCGUGCUCGCGGUGCGGUCGCGGCUUGUUCGAGGCGCACCCGUGCAGCGCGACCAGGGACGCCGUGUGCGACUCGUGUCACACCCUGGUGCCGGGCCCGCACUCUGAGGACUUCUACGUGAAGUGCGGCAACGACACCAUGUACACCGUGUCGCCUUCUUCGGACGAGUACGACGAAGACGGCAACGACCUCUGGAAUGGCGGCGGCGGCGCCGACUCCCCUGGAGACGCGAUGCUAGUCAGGGACGAGCUGACGCACAUGAGGCACGAUGAGGAUCGUCCGCUGUCCCUGGAGCAGCAAGUGCGACUCCACGGAGUGCACUCCAAGUUGCACGCCAUCAAGCACGGCCACCAGGGCGGCGUAACGGGAGGAGGCGACAGUGGCGCCACCGUUGUCACAGCCGUGGUGUCCAUCUGCGUGCUGGCCGGGCUUCUGUUCUCCGUGGUCCUCAGUAGGUGGAGGACCAACGGGACGUCGUCAGAUUCGCCCCCUCCACGAAGGAGUAAACAAGGCUACAUUGUGGUGUCCCAGUCAUCUUCAGAAAACUCGUCGCCUGUUUAAGGUAUUUCCAUUGAACGCACCGUGAAACGUUCAUGACUACGAGUGCCAUCGGCGAACUGUAUUCAAUUUAUGUAGUGCCGCCCAGUUGUUCAACCGGUCACGUACAUACAGUUGUGCACCGCUAGUCGACACCAGGGGACACCUUCUUUCGAAGCUACGUCGACACGAACUGAUUAGCGUAAACUUCAAAACGUGGCAACGCUGCAGAACUGAUCGAUCGUGAUUGUUCUUUUGU